CUGGUACUCGUCUCUUCUAGCACCCGCUUAGUCACUUGAGAAUUUCCCAUCACAGUUAUAGCUAGCCAUAUUUAUAUCCAUUCCGUUAGUAGCGAUAAUGAGCAUCACAGUUCUAGAUAAAAAAAUCGUAUCAGCUCUGCCUGCAAACUGUGAGGUGAUAUCAGUGACCAAGGAUACGAAAACAAAUUGGUCGACAGGCCUUCGAAUCGCUGUUGGGGUAGCCGAUGAAGUUCAGGAGUUCUUCGUUAAGGUUGUUGAGCGGCCUGAGUUCGUUGGCAUGUCCGAGGCAGAAUAUGAGGGACAGAAGGCUCUCGCAACUUAUAUUCCUGAUAACGUUAUAGCCCCGGUUGCUUGGGGGCUCUUGGAAAACGAUAACUCUAAGUCUUUCUUUCUUACACGCUUCCGUCAUCUGCAGGCCGGUUCCCCCCCAACCUUGCAGUUCUUAGCGAUCGUGAAGAAACUGCAUCUAUCAUCUGUAUCGCCCACGGGGAAGUUUGGCUUUCACGUUACAACGUUUUACGGUCCUCCCCCUAUGAUCAAUGACUGGACAGAUAACUGGGAGGAGUAUUUCACGCGGCAAUUUCGGGCGAACUUGGUAUACGCGCAAGAAGAGCGCGGCGAGGACCCCGAGCUGCAGUCUCUCGCUGAAGAGUUCAUUGAGAAGGUAAUCCCUAGGCUUCUGAGACCUCUACAAACAGGAGGCAGAAGUAUCAAGCCUACGUUAUGCCACGGUGAUCUCUGGGAUGGUAAUAUUCGGAUUGACGUGGAGACUAAGCAACCGAUUAUGUUCGACUCUUGUUGCUUCUAUGGGCACAAUGAAAUGGAUCUUCAGUGUAUGGGAGACCCUCGCUACGCUCUCGGAAUGGAGUUUAUAGACCUCUAUAAGAAUGAAGUAGGGGCAUCAGAGCCAAGACAAGAUUUCUAUGAUCGACAUGCCUUAUACGCGGUACGCAACAAUAUAUGCACGGCAGGAAUGUGGCCACAGUGGGCACCGUUGUUGACAACUGCUAAAGAGGAGAUGCGUCGACUGUUAACCAAGUUCCCUGACGGCCUGAGUGGUUUCUAUGGGGGAUUAGAGAAGUGAAUAGACACAUCGGUACUGGCAAUUCUGCUAAGUCCAAGCAAUGUUGGCUUAUAGACAUGGACACGUUCACUUCCGCGAUCUAAGUCGAAGGAUAUGCGUAUGUGUGUAUUUGAGGGGUGACUAGAAUCCACGACAUUGUUUCGUGAAGAAACAUUUUAAUUCCAAUUUUCUGUAGAGGCGGAUUUUAGCGUAUUAGCUGGUUGUGGCUGUGCAUGAUAAACUCCCCGGCAAUUGCCCAGCGCGUACCUUGUAAAACUGGGGCAGGUCCAUAGCUCUCAAUUGUACAAUACGAGUACCCUGCUAAAAGG
Molecule: messenger RNA, 1392 nt
Organism: Annulohypoxylon truncatum
Lineage: Eukaryota; Fungi; Ascomycota; Sordariomycetes; Xylariales; Hypoxylaceae
Product: Fructosamine kinase-domain-containing protein
Exons: 7
Coding region: 98-1084 (328 amino acids)
Source: RefSeq, a predicted model, not a curated record